Molecule: messenger RNA, 705 nt
Organism: Hevea brasiliensis (rubber tree)
Lineage: Eukaryota; Viridiplantae; Streptophyta; Magnoliopsida; Malpighiales; Euphorbiaceae
Exons: 2
Coding region: 1-705 (234 amino acids)
Source: RefSeq, a predicted model, not a curated record
AUGAGUGUGAGAGUGAAUCCACUUCAACUAAAGCUAAAGCUAGAGAUUAUAUCAAAUAAAAGAAGGUUGGAAGAUUAUGAAACUGUUGCAUUUACUGAGGAGUGCAGUGCUAUAUUGCAGAGCAAGCUCCCACCUAAGCUGAAAGAUCCUGGAAGUUUUUCUAAACCAUGUCACAUUGGAAAAACAAGUAUUAAGAGAGCAUUAUGUGACUUGGGGGCUAGUGUCAACUUGAUGCCAUUUUCCAUAUGUGAGAAGUUGAAGGUUGGACAUCUAAAGCCGAUAACUAUUUCUUUGCAGUUAGCUGACAGAUCUAUAAAGUAUGCAGUUGGGAUUUUAGAGAAUGUGCCAUUAAAAGUUGGGAAGUUUUUCAUUCCAGUGGAUUUUGUUAUACUAGAGAUGGAGGAGGAUGUAAGAAUGCCCAUUAUACUUGGAAGGCCAUUUUUAGCCACUGCAGGAGCUAAUAUAGAUGUAAAGAAGGGGAAAUUGAAGUUGACAAUGGAGGAAGAGGAAAUAAAGUUUAAUUUAUUCCAACAUUCCAAGGAACCAACUAUGAUGAAUUCUUGUUGUAGGGUAAAUGUUAUAGAGUAUGAUGCUAAAAUUGAAGUUACUAAACUAGAGGAAAAUCAAACUAUUCCAAUGCAAUGUAAUCAGCAUAAAGUGCGAAAGAAAAAGUCAACAUUUUCACAUAUAAUGGGAAAAAGUUGA